Messenger RNA from Phyllopteryx taeniolatus (common seadragon), 2228 nucleotides. RefSeq names its product sulfotransferase family 5A, member 1 (gene sult5a1). Gene Ontology annotation, cellular component: cytoplasm. The coding region runs from base 428 to 1306 and encodes 292 amino acids. Gene Ontology annotation, biological process: sulfation. The transcript has 6 exons. Gene Ontology annotation, molecular function: sulfotransferase activity. The record is from RefSeq and is a predicted model, not a curated record. NCBI's taxonomy places the organism in Eukaryota, Metazoa, Chordata, Actinopteri, Syngnathiformes, Syngnathidae.
GUGAAGUCAAUAUCAGUGUCAGCUCUAUAGUGAUGCAAUAACUUGUAUAUGUCAUUUUUCUGUUAUUGGACAUUAGUUAUUCAAGAAAUUUACACUGCAGGUUUUUGUUUAACUCAUUAGUUAAUGUUGUAAAAAUAUUAUAUGAUAUUUUCUAUAUGACAGUGAAGACUUUUGAAGCAACUGCAUGGCCUGAAGUUGAUUUCCUUGAAUAUAACAUAAGAAUGUUCUAAAUGUUUCCAAAGCUAUAUGCUUUGUUACUGUUCCGUGCGCAUACUCUUUUCACUUCCUUUUGGUAGCCUUUCUCACUCAGACAGCUGCAGCCACAGAGGCAGAGAGAGCUGAACGCGGACCAGAAAACAUCAGGAAGGAAAUAGCGAGUGAGCUGAGACUGACCAAGAACUCCCGAAAUCCUGUCCUGACGUCAGAUAUGUCCAGGUUGGACGCGACAGAAACGUUUGAUGGAAUAAAGUUUCCUGGACACCUGCACACGCAGGAGUCUUUGCAGCUCGCUCUCAGAUUCCCUUUUCAAGACACGGACAUCGUCAUUGUCUCCUAUCCAAAGUCAGGUACCACAUGGAUGCAGCAAAUGGUAACUCUGAUCUCCAACAAAGGGGAUCCACACAUGUGCCAAACGGUCCCAAACUGGGCUCGUGCGCCUUGGCUGGAGCACCAUUACAGCGCAGCGCUUGUCGACACCUUAAGCCGACCUCGGGUUAUCACCACUCACCUGCCUCAUCGCAUGCUGGCCCGGGCUCUCCGGGGCUCCAAAGCUAGGGUGAUUUAUGUGAGCAGAAACCCAAAAGAUGUAGUGGUCUCUUUUUACCACUUCCACAAAAUGGCCAACUUCCUGCCGGAGGCUGGUUCCUUUCAAGACUUUUUGAACACAUUUCUGGAGGGCACAGUGCAUUUUGGCUCCUGGUUUGACCAUGUCAAAGGAUGGACGAGCCAAUUAGGAGCUAUGACAAAUCUGCUUCAUGUGACCUAUGAAGAGAUGUCAAUGGACUUUCAAGGCUCAAUUGUGAAGGUGAGCGCUUUCCUUCAGUGUCCCCUGGUGGAGGAUGAGGUGAAUAGCUGUGCGAGACACUGCAGCUUCAGCAGCAUGAGAGACAACAGGAUGAUCAACUGCACCCUCAUUCCUCAUGAGAUCCUGGACCACAGCAAGGGCUCCUUCAUGAGGAGCGGUAAAGUUGGUGACUGGAGAAACAUGUUCACAGAGGAGCAGAAUGAACACUUUGAGAGGGUUCUGAUGGGAAAGAUGCAGGGUUGCUCUGUGGAGUUUGUGUGGGAAGAUGCAGCUCAAAGGUAGCUUCACAUAAAACAGCAUGGAGACACAAAGAGCUUGUAUGUGCCUGCGCCAAGACAAUCACCUGGCACCCCUUGUUUUUUGUUUGUUUGCUUUAAGGCAUCAAGUGUGAAACUAAACAACCAAAUAAAUGUUUUAUUAUCCAUGCUUAAUUCUGAAAGGAUGUCUGGCGGUCAACUCUUUUGAAAUUCUGCCACAAUUUUAUGUCAUGGUGGGGCUAAUUCAUCUACAUAAGACAAACAGGGGAUACCCCUAAACAUGGGCUACAUUCAGCAUGACAUGAACAGGAUGUGUGAAAUGUAAUCUAAUUCUUCAGCCUUGGGCUAGGUUGACGAACACAAGUCACAGAUCUGUUUUUAAGACACCUAGGAACUUUUUUCAGUCAUUAUAUAUUAUAUAUAAUUGCGAAAAGUGUUUUGUUUGUUUUGUGCGCUUAAUGUGUAGGAGCACAAUUUCCAUUGGUUUGCUGUGCACUCAUAAAAGUCCACACUGGACCAGAAGAUGCGCAUGCACGCACACAGCCAUGUGUGAAGCCACUUUGCACCUUGCUAUUUAUCAGCCUUCUGCUACAGGGAAGGGCACAAAAGGGUCAAGCUUGUGUCAGUGUUGAUUGCAUUAGGAGAGAUGGCGCAGCUUGUGUUUUAUUUAGAUUGGCGGCUGAGUGUGCAUUGCUUCAAGUCCGAAGCAAGCCAUAUUGCAACUGUUGCACUCUUCUCACUGCGAGAAGAAUUCAACAGAUGAAACAAUUUCAUUCAUUCAAGCCCUUUUUCCUGUGUCAAAGCAAAACCUGCAGUGAUUCCAUACAAUGCUGCACAAUGCUGUUCAUGCUUGAUUCAUCAAGUUGGUUUUUUGUAAUCUUUGGAUGUGCUGUGAUUAAAUAAUUGAAGCAAAAUACUUGCUUAUGGAGACAUUGUAUUGGCAGACA